AUGAUGGUGCCCUACUCCUGGACGGCCCUUGCGCUGGCCUUGUCUGCUUCUUUUAUCCCAGCCCACGCACAGCUUUACGACAAAGUCAUACGGACCGAAUAUGGCCCCGUCAAAGGCUACAGUUAUUUCAACCAGUCCACUCUUGAAGAGAACUGGGGCGUCUCCGAAAGCAACGUUGCUGCCUUCUUAAGCAUUCCAUUUGCCGCCGAUACCUCGUACACAAACCGCUGGAAACCACCCCAGCCGCGCGAGCCCUGGAACGAAACGUAUAUCGCCGAUACCUGGGGCCCAGGAUGCCCUACCAGCCACGCAACGGACUACAGCGAAGACUGCCUCACAGUCAACAUAUGGACCGGCGCCGAUUCUGCCUCCGACAAGCUUCCCGUUGUAGUAUACAACCAGGGCAGCGACGAGCCCAGCAACGACCCUGUGUAUUACGGCGGUGGUCUCGCCCGUAAAGGAGUCGUCGCUGUUACCUUCAACCGCCGCGAUGAUGUCUUUGGAUACCUUGCCCAUCCCGAGCUGAAUGCCGAGUCCGUCGAUAGAAACGGGCACAGCUCUUCCGGGAACUACGGUAUUCUGGAUUUCCUGGAACUGCUGCACUGGGUGCAGAGGAAUAUCGAGCACUUCGGCGGUGAUCCCAGCCGCGUCACUAUUGUCGGUCAGUCGUUCGGUUCGGCUCAGGUAUACCAUGCAGUCAACAGCAAGCUCUUCAAGGGUCUCUUCCACGCUGCCAUUGCGGAGAGUGGUGUGCGCUAUCCAUAUGAUACUCUCCUCGCCGGACUAGCGGACUCGUACGUGACGAUGCCCAAGGCUAUCGAGAAUGGAAUCAACUACACCGCGGCACACAACGCCUCCUCCAUUGAAGAACUGCGCCAGCUAUCUACUGAAGAGAUCCUGGUCGGCUCAGGGGAUCGAACCACCUCCGCAGACUACUGGUGGGUUACAGCCCUGUCGACCAUGUACCCUCUCAUCUACAAGCCCGUGCUAGACGGCUACGUGCUGCCCGAGAAAUACAUCGACAGUCUCCGCAACGGCCCAGCAAACGACGUCCCCUUCAUCACAGGUAACAACAAAGACGAGAGCGGCGCAGCUCUAUCAACAAAUUACUCCGCCGCAGAAUACAAAACCUACUGUACCCUGAAGUACGGCAAUCUCUCCCAGGAAUACUUCACGCUGUACCCCGGCAGAAACAUCACAGAGGCAAGCCUGGCUUGGAAUGCCGCUGCGAGGGAUACAUCGCUUGCCUCGUCGUGGGCGUUCGCGAGGGACUGGGCGAAAUCCGCAUCGAGCCCUUUCUAUACGUACUACUGGGACCAUGCGCCCCCUUCGCAGGAUCAGGGCGCGUACCAUGCGUCCGAGCUGUACUACGCCUUGGAUACUCUGUAUGCGAGCUCCAACGACCACGCCUGGACAUGGUAUGACUAUCACGUUGCGGAAAUCAUGUCCAGCUACUGGGUGAAUUUUGCGAAGACGGGGGAUCCGAAUCUCGGUGGGACUUAUCCGUUUGAGAACCUGACGCACUGGGCGCCGGUGGAUGGAGAGUCGCAGACUGUGUUUCAUGUUGGUCAGGGCUUUGGUGAUGUUCCGUUGGCGAAGCCCAGGCAGGUGGAUUUGAUUUUGAAGUACUUUGCUCAGCAGACUCCGUACUAG
Molecule: messenger RNA, 1653 nt
Organism: Aspergillus puulaauensis
Lineage: Eukaryota; Fungi; Ascomycota; Eurotiomycetes; Eurotiales; Aspergillaceae
Product: carboxylesterase/lipase family protein
Exons: 1
Coding region: 1-1653 (550 amino acids)
Source: RefSeq, a predicted model, not a curated record